AUGCAUGGCCUGCAUGGCGUGCAACCACUGCCUGAAUGGCGAAUGCCUCGAAGGACGCAGGCGCGCGACCUCAAGGUCUACUGCGUCAGGCCGAUGACGUCGAUGCUUGAGUUGCGAGCUUCGAGAUCGAAGGCCUCUUUCUGGAGUUUGCUGCGAAAGCGAAGCCGGCGCCGGCAAAGUCCUCGGGAAGCGCCCGGAAGGUCGGCUUUCCCGUUGGUGAUCUUGAGGCAUGUGAGAAUCCGGACGCCCUUGGACUUCCUCGACGAUGCCGCGCGCCUCGACCCGUACCAAGUGCUGAACAUCCCCUUCCUCUCCGGGCGCCGGAGCAUCCGCCAAGCCUAUGCUCGGCUCUGCAAGCAGCACCAUCCAGACUUGAACGGGGGGCAAGAGAGCCUCGAUUGGAUGAUGAUCCGCCGUGCCUACCGGAUCCUCACCGACCCUGAGGAGCGGAUCGCCUACGACUCCGCACGGAUCACCCGCAACGCUCUCAGCGCGACAGAGGGUGUGGUGGCCUUCUCCGUGGCAGCGGCUCAGCAGCUGGGCUCCGUCGUCUCGGACGUGGCCCAGGCGGCUGGAAGCUUCACCAGCAAGCUGAUGGGCCUUGGCGUCUUCCUUGCUCAGGAAUCUCAGGUCUGGGCCGAGAGGGGAAGCCAGGGCCUGGAAACCUUGAAGGCCUUCGUCGAUGAUGGCGGAGGAGACUCCGAAGAGAAGAGCCUCAAGGACUUCAAGCAGGCAUGGGCCGAGAAGCGUGCUUUGGCCACCAAGAGCUUGGAGGAGCUGAGACAGGCCAGGAAGGACCUGGAGGAGGCCCUGGCGAAGGAGCGUGAAGACUCGGACUCGGAGAACUGA
Molecule: messenger RNA, 849 nt
Organism: Symbiodinium sp. CCMP2456
Lineage: Eukaryota; Dinophyceae; Suessiales; Symbiodiniaceae
Source: the annotation of a GenBank genome assembly